CGGCACUAGAGAAUUGGCCCCCUUGCUAGGCCCAGCCUGGCUAUAAGAAGUUAAGAACCGCUCUUUUCUCUGUUUUUUCUUCUCAGACAGAAAAGACUCUCUUCUCUGUAUUUCUCUGUAUCUUCUUCUCUGGCGAUCCUCUCUUCUUUCUCCAUUCCUUUUCCCGGCCAGUAUGGCGUGCCGAGUUCUGCUGAGGAGCGGUGCAACGGUUGAGGUGCUCAGCUCUCUGAGCCUCCCUAAGGGCACAGUCCAAAUUGUUUUCAGUAGAUCUGACGUGGAGGACGCGACGGGAGAAGUUCACUCGAUCACCGGGAAACCUCCCCUCAAAGGUGAAUCAACAGAUGAUGCAAUGACGGUUCGUGCGAUGUUUUCUGAGUUGCUCUCGUCUGGCAAUACUACUGUUUCCACCGUGGAGAACCUAUUGAAGGUUUCCUCCGUCGCCACAUUUGCUUCUCAGCACAGGAUGGAGGAAACCCUCAAUGGCAUUCUAGAGGCUGCAGGGAUUGCGGAAGCCCAAGAAAAGAGUCAGAUUGUGGAGAUGAACACCCGGCUUACUGAUAUUCAAAGCAAGAUGGAGAAACUUGUCAAAGAGAGCAACGGGAACUCGGAUUCUGAAUCUGAAGAUGAUAACAACGGGUCUGGGAAGGGAGGUGACAACAAGGGUUAUGGUCCAUUUGGUUUGAUUGGGUGGGGAGUGGCUAAGGGGGUCAAGAUUUUGACUCAUAUGUGGGGUAAUGGAGGGGUUUAGUGGGUGAGACUUUGGGAGUAGUUGAUUAGUUGAAUGUGAAUAAAUUUGGUUAGUGGUAUGAGAAUGUUGAGGUUAUUAACAGAUCUGCUUAUAUAGGUUUUGUUAGGAUAAAGUAUUAGUUUGAUG
Molecule: messenger RNA, 874 nt
Organism: Linum trigynum
Lineage: Eukaryota; Viridiplantae; Streptophyta; Magnoliopsida; Malpighiales; Linaceae
Source: the annotation of a GenBank genome assembly